UUUGGUCAAGAGAUGUCUCCAUGUGCAUGCACUAGUCUCUUGACCUACAUGCUUUAUUUAACUUGUAUAUCCUCCACUUUUAUUAGGGUCACCCUCCCUCAUCAACACCCUGACCCAGAAGCUAUUGUUCUGCAACUACAAAGGAAAGUUAAUGCUUCAAUAGCCUCCAGAAGACAACUACUUGAAACAAACCCAUUAUACAUUCAAUCAAAAGAUCAAACUCCUUGCCAGACCGGGAACCCAGUCGACGACUGCUGGCGGUGUGACCCAAACUGGGCCAAUGACCGCCAACGCCUCGCCGACUGCGCUAUCGGAUUUGGCCAGGGUGCAAUGGGUGGCAAAGGAGGCCAAAUCUACAUUGUCUCAGACCCAUCUGAUGGAGACCCCGAAAACCCUCAACCCGGAACACUAAGACAUGCUGUCAUACAAUCCGAGCCACUAUGGAUCAUAUUCGCGCGUGACAUGCACAUAAAUUUAAAAACCGAGCUCAUUGUCAGCAGCGCGAAAACCAUCGAUGGGCGUGGGGCCAUCGUGCACAUCACUGGAAAAGGGUGCAUUGUGAUUGAACAUGUGGGAAACAUCAUCAUUCAUGGGCUUUAUAUUCAUGACUGCGAGCCAUCGGGGAACGCUAAGAUAAGGGUGAGUCCAACAGAUGUUGUGGGCAGAGGGAAAUCCGACGGUGAUGGAUUGACAAUCAAGGGGGUACGGAAUUUGUGGAUUGAUCAUUGUUCUUUUGCCAGGUGUAAAGACGGAUUGGUCGAUAUCACAGAAGGAUCUACCGCCGUGACAGUGACCAAUUCUUAUUUUACGGAGCAUGAUAAGGUCAUGUUAUUGGGUCAUUCUGAUGAUUAUUUGGCUGAUGCUGGUAUGCAGGUGACAGUUGCUUUCAACCACUUUGGAAAAGGGCUUGUGGAGAGAAUGCCAAGAUGCAGACACGGGUAUUUCCAUGUCGUAAACAAUGACUACACUGAAUGGCAGUUAUAUGCCAUUGGUGGGAGCGCGGCUCCCACUAUUAACAGUCAGGGCAACAGAUUUGUUGCCCAGCCUAAUUCUCAUAAGGAGGUGACGAAGCGAAUGGAAGCGAAGGAAGAUGAAUGGAGGGGGUGGAAUUGGAGGACGGAAGGGGACUUGAUGGUUAAUGGUGCAUUUUUUACGCCCUCGGGUGCUGAGUUCAGUGUUCAAUAUGACAAGGCGUCUAGUGUUCCGGCGAUGUCGGCUUACCUUAUAAACCAACUAACUAUGCAUGCAGGUGUCCUCGUUGGCGUCCCAAGCAAUGUAGGUGACAAUCCACCUCCUGGGAUCAUACCACCUGGUGGCGAUGGCGGGGGCGGUCCUCCAAUGAUUAUUCCACCAGUUGAUGGUCAACCAAGUGGUGGCAACCCUCCAGGUACAAUACCGCCUGAUGGUGGUGAUUAUGGCUACUCUCCAAGUACAAUACCUCCAGGCGGCAACCGUUAUGGAGCCACACCACCAGGUUGCUACGCGCCUGGAAAAACACAAGGCGGUUGUAUUCCAGGUGGUGGUGGUGAUCCUGGGAUGGUGUCAGGUGUUGGGUACAGUUCGGUACCAGGAUCCCCACCGUUUGGGGUGCUACAAGGUUGCGGGCCUGGGAUAAUACCUUACUGUGGCGGUCCUGGCGGCAGAAUGGUUUCAGGUGUAGGUAGCAGCAUUCAUACAAUGACACGUUCAUCAAUAUUAACCUCCAUGCUUCUGUCUUCACUAGUUGUAUUAUCUACCAGUGUUGUAUUCUCAUUACAGUAGAUAAAAAAAUGACAAAUUC
Molecule: messenger RNA, 1780 nt
Organism: Helianthus annuus (common sunflower)
Lineage: Eukaryota; Viridiplantae; Streptophyta; Magnoliopsida; Asterales; Asteraceae
Product: probable pectate lyase 18
Exons: 5
Coding region: 13-1761 (582 amino acids)
Molecular function (GO): pectate lyase activity
Source: RefSeq, a predicted model, not a curated record